CUCUCUCUCUCUCUCUCAGGUCCUGCCUCCCUCACUUUGACAGUGAGCACCAGUAAGGCCAAAAUGGAGGUCCAUGAGAACACAGACACUGUGCUGUCCUGUCAGUUCAAGACAGAGAAGGAGACUAACCCUCGUAUAGAGUGGAAGCAGAAAAGGAAGGACAUCAACUUUGUUUAUUUCGAUGGAAAAUUCACCGGAUCCUUUGCAGGUCGGGCCAAGAUCGAGGGGGCAACGGUGACGCUGCAUGCCAUUACCCAGAAGGACUCUGGGCUGUACCGCUGUGAGGUCAGCGCACCAGCAGACCACACCAACCUGGGAGAGGUCAAUGUCACCCUCAACGUACUGGUUACCCCCCACACCCCAUCCUGUGAGGUGCCCAGCUCAGGGCUGUCUGGGGCAGGAGUAGAGCUCCACUGUAAGGACAAACUCAGUGUGCCCCCUCCUACCUACCUCUGGUACAAAGACAACAAGGCCCCGAGCACCACACACACACCUGACAUCUCCUAUAGCAUGGACACUGACAAGGGAACACUGAAGAUUAAGAGUGUGUCCACGGCCGACUCAGGCCAGUACCGCUGUGAGGUCUCCAAUAGCGUGGGGGCGUUGAAAAGCUCUGUGGCCCAUCACAUGAAUGUCAUAGAAUGCAGAUCCGUUGAGUAUGACGACGCUGAUAGCCGGAGCUGUAGGUCUCUUCCUGGUCAUCCUCAUGUGUUGCCUGGAUGUGUGUCUCCCAUCGACAGGGCUGCUGCAAAAAGACAGCCCAAUAACUACAAACACACCCAGGCCUUCAUGAUCUGA
This is a messenger RNA of Coregonus clupeaformis (lake whitefish), 798 nucleotides long. RefSeq names its product junctional adhesion molecule 2A-like. Gene Ontology annotation, biological process: leukocyte tethering or rolling. The record is from RefSeq and is a predicted model, not a curated record. The transcript is spliced from 7 exons. Gene Ontology annotation, cellular component: cell surface; protein complex involved in cell adhesion; tight junction. NCBI's taxonomy places the organism in Eukaryota, Metazoa, Chordata, Actinopteri, Salmoniformes, Salmonidae. The annotation marks the transcript as partial.